AAACUACAACUCCAAUGCUGCUUUACGCAAUUUUGAUGACGUUCCAGGACAUUUCCCGUAGUAACCUUUCCUGUCUGGCUGGUGGUGCGUUUGCGCCUCCUGUCUUGAAAGAGAGGUGAAGAAGAGUUUACUUUCCAGAGUUUAAGGUUUAGGUUCGGUGUUCGUGUGGACUGAAGGGUGUCGUCGAAGCAGAAAGCACAUUAUCACGGAGCCAGGAUGCUGAACAUGUGGAAGGUUAGGGAGUUGGUUGACAAAGCAACCAACGUGGUGAUGAACUACUCAGAGGUGGAGUCUAAAGUCAGAGAGGCCACCAAUGACGACCCAUGGGGACCAUCAGGACAGCUGAUGAGUGAAAUAUCCAGAGCCACCUUCAUGUAUGAACAGUUCCCAGAGGUGAUGAACAUGCUGUGGGCCCGCAUGCUGAGGGAUAAUAAGAAGAACUGGCGAAGAGUCUACAAGUCCCUGCUACUGCUGGCCCAUUUAAUCAGGAAUGGAUCGGAGAGGGUUGUUACCAGUGCCAGAGAACAUCUGUAUGACCUUAGAUCAUUAGAAAGCUACCACUUUGUAGAUGAGAAUGGGAAGGACCAAGGUGUGAAUGUUCGUCAUAAAGUAAAGGAGAUGGUGGAAUUUGUCCAGGAUGAUGAGAGGCUUAGGGAAGAACGGAAAAAGUCAAAGAAGAUCAAAGACAAAUACAUUGGGGUAUCCUCAGACAGUAUGGGAUACCGACGUUACUCGGGGGACAGGUACGACGCCAGCGAUUCACGGGGAAAGUGGGACGACGACUGGGAGAGGAAUAAAGGGCAAUUCCCCUUCAGCGAGACAUUGGGAGAGAUCAGCGACAAAAUCGGCAGCACCAUUGACGAUACCAUAAGCAGAUUUAGAAAGAAGGAUAGAGAAGACUCACCAGAUCGAUUUAGUGACAACGAUGAGGACCGGGGUCGCUCAUCUCACAAUGGCCAGUCAGGAAAAGAAUUCAAAGAUGAAGAGGAAACUGUAACCACUAAGAGUGUGCAAAUAGUCCAAGCAACAGAGACUACAGCAACACGGAAGAGAGGAGGGGUUCCGUCUAAGAAAGUAGACUUGGGGGCCGCAGCCAACUACAUAGGGGAUAAGAGCCCAGACACCACCACCAAACAGGCAGCAACAGCACACCCCCAGCCAGCAGCCCAGCCCUCCAGUACCGGCCUAGCUGACCUACUAAUGGUGGACACAACACCAAGCCAGCCUGCUGCCACAGACCUGAUCAGUGGAUUUGCUGACUUCUCCUCACCUGCUGCGUCCGUUGGCUUCUCCCCGGGAUCUGCAGCACCUUCCUCUAGCAGUAAUGGAGACUUUGGGGAUUGGAAUGCCUUUCCCGGAGGUCAGAUGCCAGCAUCUGCUCAGACUGUUGACACCAGUGGAAAUAGCCUUUUUGGAGCCAUGACAGGCCCGGCCACCGCGCCUGCCCCAAUCUCAGCUUUGGGCUCUGGUCCUGCCUCAGCAGACCUGUUUGACUUGAUGGGGCCAACUCAGUCCCUCACCUCCUCUCAGAGCCUCAACUUUAGCAUGAGCAGCACACAGAGCAUGAGCAGCACCGUCCUGCCCCAGUCUAGGUCACAGCCACUACAGAACAUGGGGGGGGCUUUGCAACCACAGUCUGUCCAGCCCUUUCAGUCUGCACAGCAGGGAAUGGCCUCUCAAGGAGUCGGAGCCAAAGCAGCCGUUCCUUCCACCUGGUCAGACUCCUCAGUUAACAUCAGCCUGGACUUCCUGGGCCCAGGCAUGCAGCCACCCAAGCAAAGCCAGCCCACCCUCAACACCCUCCAACACGGCAACCAGUUACCUGCCAACAUACUCUCCCAGGGAUUUUCUGGUAUGAGCCUUGGACCUACAUCGACCAGACUGCCUCUAAAUCCUAUGAUGCACCCUGGUGCUGGCAUGGGCAUGGGGAUGGCCCCCAACCCGGGCAUGAUGGGGAUGGGCAUGAACAUGGGGAUGCCACAGGGCGGUAUGACCAUGGGUAUGCCCAAUGCCAUGGGGAUGGGAAUGGGGAUGAACCCUGCAAUGGUCCAACAGCCCAAACUCGAUGCCUUUGCUGACUUCGGCAACUUUGGAAAGUGAUAGAGCUGGAGAGCAAAGAUUAUCUGGUGGAGUGGUGUUGGUCUCUCUCUCUUUCUCUCCGUCCAUUGUUGAAGGAUUGUUAAUGAGCUUCAAACAAAGAGUACUUGAAUAAUCAACUAUUACAACACCGACACCCUGUAAUCUUCUUCAUGUUUUUUUUUAAGAAGAAAUGCUGUGUAGUGAUAUGGAUCUAAAUAAUUGUUUGUGUUGGGUUUGAACCAACGAUCUGUCUGGUCUUGGGUGAUGGUCAGACACACACUGAGUGUGCCUUGUUCUUACUUACGGGGAGAAAAGGGUGUGCCACCAAGAGAAUGUCAGGGAGAUUUGCUUUAUAACCUCAAUCAAGUGAAAUCACCAGAAUUGCAAAAGAAUAUAUAAGUAGCUGCAUAAUUGUUUUGAGAUGCAUUCUCAGUAACUUUACUGAAUGAUAGGAAUGAAUAACAUCAGCCAUUUUAACUUUCUAAUUUACAUUUAAGAAUGUCAAGUUACCUCUUUUUUUUGUCAUUGCGCUUCCUUUGACCUGUAAAUAGAAAUCUGGAGCCCUUACAAAGAAGUUAUGGAGUUUCCUAUAUGAGAGGCAGUGACAGUGUGAAGAGUUAUAUCGUACAGAUCAAAUCUGAUAUGAAUUAAGACCCAUAACAAAGCACAUUGCCACCUUCUCUUUGUACAUAAGUGUCCACACACUCCAGAUGUGGCCUGUGCUAAAGUUAAUGAAUGAGUGUUCGGAGUGAAGGCUAUUGAUUCAUUUGAGGAGUUUCUCCUUCAACAGACCAUCAUUUGUGGCCUUUCUUAUUUCUAUAUAUAAAUCUAUAUAUUUUAAUUAUGAAGAAGAUUAUAAUCAGUUUGCAUCCAAAUGAGAUAAUCAGUAGGUAGAAAAAGGCUCAUUCAGGGGUUGUGGGUUCUUUAUUACAGCACAGAGUGCCUGAAAGAUCUUUGCUGUUUCUUUUAAGUUAACCUCUUGGAAGGAAAGGCUGUGACUGUGCAGUGUUGAGGAUUGCUACCAGAGCGGAGCUUCUGUACUAUGUACAAACAUCUGCGUUUGUACUAAUGCCUCAAACCAAGCGUACUGUCUGUACAGAUAGAUGCAAUUGUAUAAUCAUUUCCCUCACUCUGUUUUGUUUGUCCCAUGCACACUUUUGUGGUUCCACUUUAUUCAGGUUAGUGAUAACUUCACAGCUCAAAAAAAUACAAGAUGAAAAUAUAUGGAGCUCAACUUAAUUGAACAUCUCAGACUGUUAUUAAGAUUGCAUCAUGUUUCCUAACUUUUUAGAACAAUUGUGAGAGAAAGCAAUUUUACCAGUUGGGAUGCAAUUUGGAUAUCCAGUAUGUUACAGCGGUUGGAUGAAGAUGUGUUGUGGCUUACCGCAUAAUGACCAAUCCCCUUCAGCUGUACACCAGCUAACUGAUCUGUUAGAUGUACAAAACAUUGCUCUUCAGUGGUUCAAGUGCCUGCCGGUGGUUGCCUCCUGACCCUUGUAAUGAGAGUUAAGUAAAUCUUGGCUGCCAGACAUUUUUGGUAUAUGAACAAUUGGAUAAAUAAUUCAAUGAUAAGAGGCAGUGGAUUUUGCAGCCCCAAGAGGAUUGAAGUUGUGCUUUACAACUCUCCCAAGGGCUCAAGAGGCUGAGCACACUAACACAUAGUAGCCUUGCAUCGGAGUCUGAAACGUUUAAAUGACCAAAAUCUGUUUGCUUUUUUCCUAAAAUAUAUCAAUAGGUUUUAUUCAUUUUGUUUUCUACAAAUUGUUUUGAUCUUCUCUAAAAGGGGAUUGUCAUCGAAACACUAGCAUAUGCAAAUAUAAAAAGAAAAUCCUUUGAGAAUGAAAUGUUGCAUUAUUCCCAUUUUGAUUUGAUGAACACAUUGAUUCUUUAUCUACAACAUUAAACAGUUGAUUGGAAUGUG
This is a messenger RNA of Etheostoma spectabile (orangethroat darter), 4000 nucleotides long. Its product is annotated as clathrin interactor 1. The coding region runs from base 217 to 2100 and encodes 627 amino acids. The record is from RefSeq and is a predicted model, not a curated record. Gene Ontology annotation, molecular function: phospholipid binding; clathrin binding. Gene Ontology annotation, cellular component: clathrin vesicle coat; endosome; plasma membrane. NCBI's taxonomy places the organism in Eukaryota, Metazoa, Chordata, Actinopteri, Perciformes, Percidae. Gene Ontology annotation, biological process: endocytosis. The transcript has 12 exons.